Messenger RNA from Phytophthora infestans T30-4, 1962 nucleotides. RefSeq names its product tRNA (cytosine-5-)-methyltransferase NSUN2-like protein. Bases 1 to 1962 code for a protein of 653 amino acids. NCBI's taxonomy places the organism in Eukaryota, Oomycota, Peronosporomycetes, Peronosporales, Peronosporaceae. Gene Ontology annotation, molecular function: methyltransferase activity; RNA binding. The transcript is spliced from 6 exons. The record is from RefSeq and is a predicted model, not a curated record. Gene Ontology annotation, biological process: RNA methylation.
AUGAAUGUUGUAGCUCAAGGCUCAGAUGCGGCUGAAACGCCGACUAAGCAGCCUCUGAUCAUGCAGUACUAUUUGCGUCAAGGAAUUAUUCUCCCUGAGGAAGCUGCGCAUGUAAGAGCUACACUGGAGGCUCCUCUUCCUGCCUGCUUUCGAGUCAACCCGAUGUCACCGGUAGCUUCCAGUAUCAUCGACCGCCUUAACAAUGAGUUCCCGAAGGCCUUUGCGGGUGCCCCACACCUCGACGGACAACCGUUAACACCACCGAGAGAACUGCCGUGGUAUUCAGCCAAGCACGGUAGAGCAUGGCAACUCGACUGCGGGAAGACGGCACUGACCAAAGGUGCACGCGAGAGCAGCGCAAUCCAGGACUUCCGAGCGUUUCUACUGCAUCACACAGCGGAGGGGAAUCUCAGUCGUCAAGAAGCUGUCAGCAUGAUUCCAGCGCUACUGCUCGAUGUCCAUCCGCAUCACCACGUACUGGACAUGUGUGCUGCUCCUGGAUCGAAGACUACGCAGAUUAUGGAGGCGUUGAUAUCAGACAAGGUGUCAAUUAAUACUCAAGGCUUCGUUGUGGCCAAUGACGCCAAUGAGAAGCGCGGGUAUCUUCUUGUUCAUCAACUGCAACGACUGGGACUCGAUAACUUCGUCGUCACUUGUCAUGAAGGUCAAAAGUUUCCUGGACUCUACAACUCUAACGUCGAAUUACAACGCACCAACGUCUUUGAUCGCGUACUGUGUGACGUUCCUUGUAGUGGUGACGGCACGAUCCGCAAGAACCGGAACUUAUGGGGACGCUGGGCUCCUGGCAGCGCCCUCACGUUGCAUCCGAUCCAGAUUGAUCUUGGCUUGCGAGCUGCUGCGCUACUACGCGAUGAUGGCGACUCGAUCAUGACGUACUCGACGUGUUCGUUGAAUCCUGUGGAGAACGAGGCUGUAGUCGCUGAGUUGCUACGACGUGCAGACGGCGCGUUGGAGCUUGUGGACUGCUCUGAGAAGCUUUCUGGGCUGAUCACACGUCCCGGUGUGACGUAUUGGAGUGUGGCUUGGCAAGCGCGUACAGCUAAGGGCGAGGCUCGAGCCCCGUUGCAGUGGUUUGACCAAUAUGAGAGCGUACCUGACUUCCUACAAGGCUCUCGAAUCCUUCGGUCCAUGUUUCCACCUGCUGAUGAAGAGAUCCAAAAAAUUCUUCCGCGAUGUUUGAGACUCUUUCCAACGGACCAGAACACUGGCGGCUUUUUCGUAGCAGUUCUGCGAAAAGUAAAGGGGACUAAGUUACCUGGACAUUAUCAAUGUGGUCUUAGCAGCUACGAGGUUGCUGCCACUGCCAGUGGGGAACGUAAAGCAUCGCGUAGAGCUCAGAAACUCGCUGAACAAGGUGUGCAAAGUUACACGAUGUUACGAGCUGAUCAUUGGGAGCAGAUCAAAGAGUUCUACGGCAUUGCAGACGACUUUCCUUAUGAAAACCUGUACUCUCGAUCCGAAGGCACAUCUUCUGUUUGUGUGGUGAGCUCCAGCAUUCGUGGAGCGAUUCUCGCGGGGGAACAGCCACACAUUCUGGACACUGGCUUGAGAGUUUUCGCUCGAGUGCAGGCAGUAGGCAAGCGUCUAUGGUUCCGACUCACGGAGGAUGGUCUUGAGCAAAUGUUACCUUACAUCACGAAGAGAAAAGCGUCUGCUAUUAUUGAAGAUCUCAUCGCAAUUGUGACGGCACCAGGGAACGACACCAAGCAAGUUGCGGUCGGUCUCGAGCGCUUUAGCGAACUACUACAAGAGUCGGCUGGAGCUGUGCGAGACCACUCCGGUGUCGGUCCCAUGCUGAUGAUUCUACCGGAAGCUGAACGCGAUGCGGCGAAGAACCGCCAACUUCCCACUGCACUUCCAGUGUGGGUUGGCGAUAAGACUCUCACUCUACUCGUCGAUAAAUCCACGCGAGACCGCAUCGCACACGCAUCGCAGCAGUAA